AUGCUAAAAGUACUAAUCCCUACAAUCAUAUUAUUUCCAACAAUUUGAUUAACCUCCCCUAAAUGACUGUGGACAACUACAACUGCACACAGCCUCUUAAUUGCCUCCAUCAGCCUAACAUGACUGAAAUGAACAUCCGAAACUGGGUGAACUUCCUCCAACAUAUACCUAGCCAAAGGCCCACUAUUAACCCCCCUAUUAGUCCUAACAUGCUGACUACUCCCACUUAUAAUCCUAGCCAGCCAAAACCAUAUUAAUCCCGAACCAAUUAGCCGGGAACGGCUAUACAUCACACUCCUUGCCUUACUACAAACCUUUCUGAUCAUAGCAUUCGGUGCCACAGAAAUCAUUAUAUUCUACAUCAUAUUUGAAGCCACACUCAUUCCAACCCUCAUUAUUAUUACCCGCUGAGGGAACCAAACCGAACGCCUUAACGCCGGGACCUACUUCUUAUUUUAUACUCUAGCAGGAUCCCUUCCGCUUUUAGUCGCCCUACUCCUUCUUCAACAAUCCACAGGUACACUAUCAAUACUUGUACUACAAUAUUCACAACCCCUACAACUCAACUCUUGAGGUCACAUGUUUUGAUGAGCUGGCUGCCUAAUCGCAUUCCUAGUCAAGAUACCACUAUAUGGUGUCCACCUGUGAUUACCAAAAGCACACGUAGAAGCCCCCGUAGCAGGAUCGAUAGUACUAGCAGCAGUAUUACUAAAACUUGGUGGAUACGGAAUAAUACGUAUAAUAGUAAUACUAGACCCCCUAUCAAAAGAACUCGCCUACCCAUUUAUUAUCCUAGCCCUCUGAGGAAUCAUUAUAACCGGAUCAAUUUGCCUCCGACAAACAGACCUAAAGUCACUAAUCGCUUACUCAUCCGUUAGCCACAUAGGAUUAGUAGCAGGAGGAAUCCUAAUUCAAACCCCAUGAGGAUUCUCAGGAGCAAUCAUCCUAAUAAUUGCUCACGGACUAGUAUCCUCGGCACUUUUCUGCUUAGCCAACACAGCCUAUGAACGAACCCAUAGCCGAACAAUAAUUCUCGCCCGAGGUCUACAAGUAAUUUUCCCACUAACUGCAGUAUGAUGGUUUAUCGCAAAUCUAGCUAACUUAGCACUCCCGCCUCUACCCAACCUAAUAGGAGAACUUAUAAUCAUCACAACAUUAUUCAAUUGAUCCCCCUGAACAAUUUUACUCACUGGCCUGGGAACACUAAUCACAGCUGGCUACUCCCUAUACAUGUUCCUCAUGUCACAACGGGGCCCAACACCAAACCAUAUUAUAGGCCUUCAACCAUUCCACACCCGAGAACACCUACUAAUAACUCUACACCUAAUCCCUGUUAUCCUCUUAGUAACAAAACCGGAACUCAUGUGAGGAUGAUGCUAUU
Cyprinus carpio (common carp) is the source of this 1381-nucleotide messenger RNA. NCBI's taxonomy places the organism in Eukaryota, Metazoa, Chordata, Actinopteri, Cypriniformes, Cyprinidae. The record is from the annotation of a RefSeq genome assembly.